UCAUUUCAGUUCGAGUGCUUGGAGACUUCACUUCGCGUUUGGAGGAUCAGAUCCACGUUGGUUUUUGGCUUCAAUUACCCACAACUGUCAUCGUCAGUCAGCUCAGCGACUUGCUAACUAAGCUAAAUAACAAAAAAUAAUCUUAAUAAAACCGCGCUCCCCUCCUCUCUCUCGGUCGUGUUUGUGCGCUCCGCGAUUAAAAUAAAGCAAGAAAAGAAAUUGAAAAGCACAAGGAAAACUAGCAGAGUUUUCCUCUCGCAGCUGAGAAAAACCGCAGGACGCAGCUCAGCAGCGUCGUCGUGUGCGUUGUGCCCAAGAAAGAAAAAAUCUUGAAAAAAAGAAAUCCUGUAAUUUCGCAGAAAAACCGUAAAGCGCCACAUUAAACGAGAUAAAAAAAACAACUGCUUCGUGCACCAUUUUGUGAUAUAUUAUUUGCCCUCCUCCUACUUCUUCUUCAACGAUCCCUGUGCAAUUCUCUGUAAAAAGAUAAAUUUAAAAUAAUUACUAGCAACCAAUUGAAUUUCUGCGAGACCAACAUAUAACACACACACAUAUAAAUUUCCAACAACUGUGAUCCGAACAAAGCUCUAAGUUUUUGUUUCAAGCCUGUGUAAUUUCCAGCCCGAAAAACGAAUUGGAAAAAAACUCGUACUCCGAAUUAUUUGCGGCAGUCACGAAGUAAGACACAAGCGCAGCCUAAUAAUUGGACGAACUGAUUAAACAACAGUUAAAACAAGCACCGCAAAAUAUAUAUAAAAAAAAAUAAAAACAACGGCGGAUCAACAGUUGCGAAUCGCAAGUUGCAAGUUGCUAGUAGUUGCACGUUGCCAAUUUGAAAUUGCACGCUUCCACGACUGAGAGCAGGAAGGAAAGGAGUUGCUGCCGCAGCAGGAAGCAGACGAAACUUCGCUGGGCGAAAGUAAAAGCAGCUAGGCAAAUCAAACAAAUCAAACAAAUAAAUAAACCAACCAACCGCACACACACACAAAGGCGCUCUAGCCAGCCAUGGAACGUGAAUCUAACCCAAUGCAACCCAUGUGCCGCUCCGGUUGCGGCUUCUAUGGUAAUCCAGCCACAGAUGGUCUCUGCUCCGUAUGCUAUAAGGACUCGCUUAGAAAAAAGCAACAGCCACCUGUGAGCAGCACACCUGUCUCCGUUCCAAGCCCACAACCUAGCCCCACAUACAGUCCGGCCAUCGCAAUCACCAACACCGCACAGCCCACAGUCACCAGUUUACAACAGCCACACAGCGAUGUCAAAGAGAAAAUCACCGAAGAAGCCGCCGCUGCUGCCAAAGUCAACAGCGAAGCCAUCACAUCGGCGACUGGUCCAAACACUUCCACACAAGCAGCCGCCUCUGCCAACGAGGAGGAUGACAAGGACAAGGAAGACGAUAAGGAUGCCAAAAAGAAGAAGAACCGAUGUGGCGAGUGCCGCAAGAAGGUUGGACUGACCGGUUUCCAGUGUCGCUGCGGCGGUCUGUACUGCGCCGUGCACCGUUAUUCUGAUAAACAUAACUGCACAUUCGAUUACAGAGAGCACGGUGCACAGGAAAUCCGACGCAACAAUCCGGUUGUCGUUGGCGAGAAGAUUCAAAAGAUUUGAAUUUCGAUAUUGUGCCAGUAACAGUAACAGUAGCCGUAGAAUGAUAAUAACCAACUACACAUAAUAAGAGUAUAUAUAUAUAUUAUAUGCUGCUGCGCUAUAACAACAAACAAAUCAACAACAAAACUGAGCAGAAAGCAUAAACACACACCACACACACACCAUACACCAAUUAUACACACACAAAAACACAGAAAGUAAUACUAUAAAGAUCGAUAUAAACUGUAAUUGUAAUGUAAUUAUAAUGUAAACAGCGAAAGAAAAGCGAAAGCAACAAUAGUACAGAGAAACGAUAACCAAAUACCCCGCAAAAAAUGCAGCAACAACAACAACAACUGGAACAACAAUUUCGAUGCUCAACAACAAGAAAAGCAACGUUAAGCUACGCCUAGCAACAACGUCCAGCAGCAACCUGUAGCAGCAGCAGCAGCAGCCGCCAACAAUACAACAUGCAACAUGCAACAGCAAGCAGCGUUCAGCAGUUAACACCUUUGAUAGUACAUCUUGAACCAGACGCGUAACAGCGUUAGUAGCAAGUGCAACAAUAACAAUCAUCGCAGCAGCAGCAGUAGCAGCAGCAACAGCAACAACAACAUGAACAACAACAACAAUCAGCACUGGUCGCCUGCUGAGCUGGGCCGGAAAAACCGUUUUGAAGAAAAACCAACACUAACGUUGAAAUAUUUUGUUAUUCCAAAUACAAUUUGCAAAUUGUUUGUAUUUAGCUAAAAACACAUACAUACACACACACACACACACAUGCCACAACAUUUACAACGACAAAAAAAGCACACAACAAACAACAACAAACCCUUGUUUCAUGUUAUAAUCAUACAACGCAACAACCUUUAAGUAAGACGAUGUGUGUCAUUUGUUUUUGUAAUUUGUUGGAGUGUAUUAAAUAAUAAUAAUAAAAAAAAAAAAAGAAAGAAAAUGUUAAGUAAAUUCAAAAUGCAAAUAAUAAGAGGAAAUUUUAAGAAACAAAUUUAACAAGCCCAAAAUUCACAACAACAACCACAACAAAAGCAAACCAAUCAACCAGCUCUUUCUCAAUUCUUAAUUAUCAGCUACUAAAUGAAAAGAAACAAAAAACAAAGUAUAUAUUAAUUAAUUAUGUAUAUGUAUUAAAAGAGAAAAAAAGCAAAGAAAAAAUAUGCAAAAUUAAGCGUAAAAAAACAAAGCCCUCACCACAAAAAAAAAAUGUAAAAAAAGAACCUGAAGAAAAGAAACCAAGAAUAACGCAGUUGUGUAGAAGCUCCUUAAGAAAGAAAAAGUUUGCUAAAAAUCGAAAUCUUAAAAAUCACGACCACGCCAGACAUGAGCGAUAGAGAGAGAGAGAGUAUAGCUGUAGAGAGAGAGAGAAGGAGAGCGAGCGCGUUUAGUGUAAAGCAACUUGGAGCCUAACAACUCCCUAUACAUAGAAAUCUAAAUAUAAUUAUAAUUAAUUAGUGAA
This is a messenger RNA of Drosophila eugracilis, 3058 nucleotides long. It is a transcript of the gene drn, whose product is annotated as AN1-type zinc finger protein 6. NCBI's taxonomy places the organism in Eukaryota, Metazoa, Arthropoda, Insecta, Diptera, Drosophilidae. Bases 1006 to 1605 code for a protein of 199 amino acids. Gene Ontology annotation, molecular function: zinc ion binding; DNA binding. The record is from RefSeq and is a predicted model, not a curated record. The transcript has 5 exons.